AUGAUCUCGUUGCAACGUAGGCACGACUUGUGUUCUCUCUGUUUCAUACGUUGUUGUUGUUGUGAUUCAGGUGAAGAAGCAGUUAACUCAAGUGAGAACAGAGUAUGUGUUUCUAAAGAAGGAAAGCUUCCCAAGUUUGCUGAUCUUGAGUUUAAGGAUCUUAACCUGAGUAACGUGUUCCAUGCCAAGACUUGUUGCUCACGGAUGCUCUCUGCUUCAUUAGCUACUCAUGGAGAAGCUUCUAAAGAUUGCUUGGCUCUGUUUGAGCUUUUGCAAUGCUCAAUUUGUCACCCUGACGUUGGAGUUCAAUCAGUUCCUCUUCGCAUUUGUGCCUCCUUCUGUGACAGUGUCUUUGAGGCUUGCUCUGAUGCUUACUUUACUACUCAUGAUCAGGUUGUAGUACCGUGUGGAGCAAGCAAUGGUACUACUAUCUGCGAAAAAGCUUCUAAGUUGUUGAUGACUCCGCAGAAGAGACUUGUUACGGAAGCAAAUCAAUUUUAG
This is a messenger RNA of Eruca vesicaria subsp. sativa (arugula), 501 nucleotides long. The record is from the annotation of a GenBank genome assembly. NCBI's taxonomy places the organism in Eukaryota, Viridiplantae, Streptophyta, Magnoliopsida, Brassicales, Brassicaceae.